AUGUUUACCAUAUCUGCACUUUGGUUUUGCAUGAAACGUAUGCCAAGAAUUUUGGCAUUAUGCUUUAAUUUUAUCACAAUAUUCUUAACAGUUUUCCUGUUGAUUGGGUGUUACUCUACCCAUCAUGAUUCCACUUUCUUGGUUCGUUAUAAGUUCAAUUCUGAAUCCUCUUUUUAUCCAGUGUUACAAAAUUCUUUUGCUACUGAAUCUGCUGAAACUAAAGGUUUGGAAAAAAUUGUAGUGAAGUCUGGCUAUAUGGGUAUCUGCAUCGAUAAAAUCCCUUCCAAUUUUAAUUCAACUUCAAAGACCAUUUGCUAUUCAAGAAGUGCUAUAGAAAAGACAAAAUUAUACAAUGACGUCUCAUUAACUUUAUUAAAUAUUCAAUCGACAAACUCUACAUCGACACCAAGUAAGAUAAAUAUUUUGGAAUUAGCAAAACUAACCUCUGACAAUGUCAUACAUCCAUACGUAUUGAUGGCAACUAUAGUAUUGACAAUUUUGAUGUUUAUUCUAUUGGUUUACGUCACUGUCCCUUACGAAUUGCCAUUUAAAUUAUAUAUUAAUCAACUUCUAUUAGUAUGGAGUAGUGCUUUGGUUCUAUUAUGGGGGAUGGGUGCUACUUCAACUCAUAUUGGUGCACAUGCAAGUAAAGAUUUCAUUCCUGCUGCAAGUUUAGGAAUUAUCUCAGUACAUGUUGGUAAAAAAGCUGGCACCAUGGCCUGGUUUAGUUUUGCCUUCUUGUUGAUCGAUUGUCUAAUAUUAUGGUAUUUAUAUAUUAGAAACAGAAAAUCUAUUAGUCAAGCAAUUGAUGAGGUCCAUCAGACAACAAGCAAUCCAUUCGAUGAUAAAUUGAACGUUAAUAAAAAUACUAAUAAUAACUAUGGUUCAUAUUAUAAAUACGGAUCCGAUUCUUCUACUUUACAUUCAAAAGUAUAA
Vanderwaltozyma polyspora DSM 70294 is the source of this 936-nucleotide messenger RNA. It is a transcript of the gene FIG1, whose product is annotated as Fig1p. Gene Ontology annotation, biological process: conjugation with cellular fusion. The transcript has a single exon. NCBI's taxonomy places the organism in Eukaryota, Fungi, Ascomycota, Saccharomycetes, Saccharomycetales, Saccharomycetaceae. The record is from RefSeq and is a predicted model, not a curated record. Gene Ontology annotation, cellular component: mating projection tip; membrane. Bases 1 to 936 code for a protein of 311 amino acids.